AUGAGUGGUAAGGUUGUGUGCGUCACCGGCGCCUCGGGGUACAUCGCCUCAUGGCUCGUUAAGCUACUCCUCCAGAAGGGUUACGCCGUCAAGGGAUCCGUGCGUGAUCCAGGUGAGGAAACCUAUGUUAUGCGGUCUAUUUUUCCAAUUUACAAUGUUCUGGCGAUAAUAAUAUAGUGCGGCGCCUUCCGUCGCGUGUAAGCCCGGAGAUGGUCACAGAAUUUUUGCUCGGGAGUUUCCUUCUUUACUCUGCUUUGGGAUCAGGACGGGGCUCCGGACCUUUCUGUUCGGUUGCAUCCUGGCCUUUUCUGCGUUGAAUCUGAUGAUGAACACUACUUACCUCUUUUGUUCUUUCGAACUUUCUUUUUAGUCGCUGUUUUACACCUGAUUUUGGCAUCAAUUAAUGAGAUGGAGUUUUAGAUUCGAACUCGCGGUAAAAACAAAAGGGAUGAAUAGGAGCAGAAAAAUAAGUUGAUAAUACACUGGUUGAAGAGAGUCUAAACAAGACUUAUCCUUACAGAUUAUCAGUCUACAGAUUGGGUGACUCGCAGGCAGGCCCAACAGCUCUCCUUGGAGAUUAUUUGAUUUUUUUUAAUGAUUAUUACCAUCGUUUUGUCACUUUACUCGUGAUAAGUACUCAUUUUCAUUCACUUGGAAUCUAGCUCCGGAGGUUUCAUAGUCUGUGGAGCCAGAUUUGAUGCAUCUAGGGGCCGUAACAGUUCUCAAACUGUGCCUUUACUAAACAUGUUCCUAAUAGUAUCCUAUGCUAUCUGUCUGGGGUUAUUUCGUCGUAUGCAUACUUUUCUGUUUUCCAACUAUCCGCCAACAGUCAGUAGAGCAUUUCUGCCUUGAACCCUGACAGAUUUUUUUUAUAUUCUCUAACCUAUGUUGCAAUAGAUAUCUUAGCUCUGUGCAUUCAUGGACAUGUGGCAAUAGAUAUCUUAGCUCUGUGCAUUCAUGGACAUGUGGCAAUAGAUAUCUUAGCUCUGUGCAUUCAUGGACAUGUGGCAAUAGAUAUCUUAGCUCUGUGCAUUCAUGGACAUGUGGCAAUAGUUCCUCGUGUAUCUAAUGAUCAUAUAUUACAAUUCAUGCAUUCCCUAUUGAUGGGACGCCGUGUAAAGUGCAUGAGUGAUGGCUUCACGAGUCCAGGUUAAUGUCACCAUGCAUCAUGAGUGAUAUUUCCCUUUGCCUAGGAUCUUUUCUUCCAUCAGUUACACCGCUUCUCCUCAUGGCUACCAGCUGUAUUUUUCUAGGACCAUUCCUUUGAUGUGCCUCCGACUUUUUGGAUGUUAUUGUGGAUAUUAUGAACUUGGGGUGAUCCUAUGCAUCUGCUGAAAGGGAUUACACUGGAAGAAUUCACGCCAUUUGACAUACAAAUGUCAUGACAUUUAUAAUCAGGACUUGGAAGUUUGUCCUAGCUCCAUGAGACACUGGACAUUGGAGUUUCUAGGUUCAGCGUCUAUAAGGAUAAGAGAUACAUUUUCUACGAUUGAGAAGAAUAUGACAUAAUAUCUCCAAACUUAUCUUUUUCUGACAUUUUACCUCUGCCUCUGUGUUUGUGUUUUUUUAUUUGUCUCGUGAGUUAUGGUUGCACUUUUGAUUAAUUCUUCAAGCCAAAAACAGAAAGAACAGCUCAACUCAAGUGGAGCUUAUACAAAGCAAAUACAAUUAUCUUGAACCAGAAAGAAGAUAAUACCUCAGCUCCACGUUACACAAGCAUAUCCUUAUUUUACAUUCUUGGGAUCCUUUGAAUCAUAUCAUAUAGAGCAAUUCUUUAUGAGUUCAAGAUUCCAUCUUUCAGAUACGGAGAAUUUUUUGGUUGUCUGUCAUUUCCUAAUUCCAAUUCCACGAGAGGCAGAGACGCUUACAUCCAUCUCACUCUCUGGAUGCAAAAUUUUCCUAGCCAGGGAACCUUCACUAAAAGUUUGAAAAAGUAUAUUUCCCUUGGUCUCUGAUGCGGACAAGUCAGAAUUGGCAUCAGUUUCUGUUAAUCCUUAAGAUGGGUUUUGCUCAUUGAGAGAGCAGAAAAAUUGGCCAACACUUUGGACUUCUUCAAUGGUCAGUCAAAGGAAUCAUUAAAUGUUUUAGCAUAAGUAAUGUUGUACUUUUCAUGCUCUGUUGCUGUUUCCCUCUUUCCUUCUGCAUAGUUUACUUUCCUCUGUGGGAUACAUUUUUAUGUAAACUGAUCCCCACUGAUAUUAAUGCGGUCUGGCCAUGCAUUCAUUUUACUUUUUAAAAAUGUGAUUCCCUUGUUGUUUAUCCACUCAAAUUUUUUAAUUCUGUACAUUUUUUGAUAUGAUAUUUCAGAAGAGCCUAAGAAAACUGAGCAUUUGCGUCAACUAGAGGGUGCCAAUGAAAGGCUACAUCUACUAAAGGGAAACUUAUUGGAAGGGUUCAUUUGA
Molecule: messenger RNA, 2402 nt
Organism: Spirodela intermedia
Lineage: Eukaryota; Viridiplantae; Streptophyta; Magnoliopsida; Alismatales; Araceae
Source: the annotation of a GenBank genome assembly